AUGGACGAUCCGGUCCCUGGCAAAGAGAAGCUACCUUUUGAGGGUGUUUUCAAAGUUCCGACAAGCCAAAAUGGAGCCAGCAACCCAAGUGUCGAAUCCAACAACUCAGAGCCCCAGGAAGAAUCCAACAAUUUGCCCGAACUCACCUGGCGGGAAAGGGCUUUGGCUGCUGGAAGGACCCCAUUGCCUUCCUCCAGACCCCCGAUAAAAUCCCAAACAACGAGCAGCGACGACUCAGGCAAAACGGCUUGCGGAUCAUCAGAUAACAACCUCGAAACCAAAGAUCAUCAUGCCGUUGAGGACAAAGAGAAGUGGACAAUCGAGGACGAGGUUGCUAGCCCCAAGGCCCAGGAUGGUGAAAUCAACGUGAAGAAGCCUGACCCCCAGCAGAAAGAAGAAAAUGCGCAUGCACUGGUGAAAUCUAAGGGCCUUCCAAGAGCUCCAAGGAAGAAGUGGAUGACUGAUGAAAUUAGCCGUGUCAUCAGUAUGAGGAUGGAUGGAGCGAGCUGGGAUUCGAUCUCGGCCGAAUUUCCCGACAGAACCCUUGCAAGCAUUCGACAAAUCUUUUUCAAGUAUAGAUAUCGGAAUCUUGAUAUCGACUCAGUGGACGAGGAGGAGUGA
Molecule: messenger RNA, 621 nt
Organism: Trichoderma virens Gv29-8
Lineage: Eukaryota; Fungi; Ascomycota; Sordariomycetes; Hypocreales; Hypocreaceae
Exons: 2
Coding region: 1-621 (206 amino acids)
Source: RefSeq, a predicted model, not a curated record